Molecule: messenger RNA, 1299 nt
Organism: Halteromyces radiatus
Lineage: Eukaryota; Fungi; Mucoromycota; Mucoromycetes; Mucorales; Cunninghamellaceae
Exons: 7
Biological process (GO): positive regulation of mRNA splicing, via spliceosome
Cellular component (GO): spliceosomal complex
Molecular function (GO): RNA binding
Source: RefSeq, a predicted model, not a curated record
GAUCCUGAACCUGCUGCCAAUAUUUUACAAAUUCAAAAUUUACCACAAAAUACUACCAACAAGUCACUUUAUGAUCUUUUCCGUCCAUUUGGUCCUAUGUCUCUCUGUAAAAUUAUUGUUGAACAAGGUCAUUUCAAAGGAACCGCAUUAAUUCAAUAUUUUCGUAUCAAUGAUGCUGAACAUGCCAUCACUAUUAUGAACAAAAGAAUGAUUCAGGAGAAAAUCAUAACAGUCUUUCCUUUUGUAUCAAGCAAACGGCAACCUUCCAGUGAACAUCGUACUAAUACUGUGGAUUACACCAAUCUUUACAUCAAAAACUUGGAUUUGAGUGCUAAAAGCUCUGAUCUCUUCAAACAGUUUCGAAAAUAUGGUCAUAUCAUAUCUGCACGGGUGAUGAAGAAUACAAAAACAAAUCAAUCAAAGGGUUUCGGCUUUGUUAGUUUCCUCAGUACAGAAGAAGCUUAUCAUGCACUCCAAGAAAUGAAUGGUCGCUAUAUUCUAUCCAAGGCUAUUCUGGUGUCUUUUCAUGAACCAAAGAAAUCUCGAAAUGGCAAAUCAUCCAACAAUUCUACCACUGAUACUAAGUCAACAACUACAAAUGCAUCUACAUCACAAUCAAAUCCUUCCACAAGUACUCCAACUACUACUACUCCACAAAUGCCAUUUUCUUUCCGACCCACUUUACGACGUCGAGGAUCCAUAGAAUCGAUAUGCAGUGUGAUGACGGAUACAAGUGCUCAUACUCAGCGACAACGCAUGAUCCAGGCCGUCCUCAAAUGUGAAGAACCUUUCUCAUCAGGCCAAUUGGGAGAUAUUAUAGAUAUGUUAAUGACAUUGAAGAAAAAGGAAAGAUCUCUAUGUCUAUUCAAUCCUGACUUUUGCAAAUCCAAAAUCAAUCAAGCCAAAAACGCCUUGGAGACGUUCGAUGAAGAAGAAGAAAAAGAAAAACGACCAAAUUUAAUAACAACAACAUCAUCAUCUUCAUCUUCAUCAUCAUCAUCAUCAUCGUUACCUCCGAUGGCCAAUAGCGUUAAAAGACGAUCGUCUCAGGAAUCAGAAUCUUAUCAGGUCCAAGAAAUGGAUACUUUUCUUUCUUCUUUGGAUGGAUUAGCGACACAUGAAAAGAAACAAAAACUCGGUGAUCGACUGUUUCCUCUCGUCAAGGCGACAGGGAUCAAGCACGCACCGAAGAUUACAAUUCGAUUAUUGGAUACUAUUCCUUUACAUGAACUGGCUCAUUCCAUGUAUCAAAUCUCAAGUCUACAACAUAAAAUCGAUCAAGUCAUAUCAACCCAAUAA